This is a messenger RNA of Poeciliopsis prolifica (blackstripe livebearer), 6687 nucleotides long. RefSeq names its product MET proto-oncogene, receptor tyrosine kinase (gene met). The record is from RefSeq and is a predicted model, not a curated record. Bases 253 to 4509 code for a protein of 1418 amino acids. The transcript has 21 exons. NCBI's taxonomy places the organism in Eukaryota, Metazoa, Chordata, Actinopteri, Cyprinodontiformes, Poeciliidae. Gene Ontology annotation, cellular component: signaling receptor complex; membrane. Gene Ontology annotation, biological process: nervous system development; protein phosphorylation; multicellular organism development. Gene Ontology annotation, molecular function: protein binding; transmembrane receptor protein tyrosine kinase activity; ATP binding.
CGCAGAUCGCCUCACUGUGUUUCCCUUGUUGGAAAACGAACAAAGUCAAUGAGUCAGACGUUUAUCUUUAAUUUUUUUCCUUUUCGUUUUUAUUUGUAAAUAUAUGUAUAAAACUCCGCUUCAGCCAACUAGAAUUACAUCUUGCGAUUUCUUGAAGAAACAAGUCGAGGAAUCUCAUUUUUCAAGAGGGACCAGGCAGCGGGAUUAUGAUUUGAAUCAAAAGGACGGACGGAAUUGUUGUCUCCUAACAGGAUGAAUCUUCUGCUGCUCCAUGCCACUGUGUUGCUGUGGGCUUUGUGCCCCAGCAUGCAGAACUACUGUGAUAAAUCAUCUGAGACAAGCAAACUAAAUCUCUCUGUGACCUAUGAGCUCCCAACCUUCACUGCAGACUUCCCCAUCCAAAACAUGGUGACCCUGGAAGGCAUCAUCUACGUUGGAGCUGUGAACAGAAUCUACGCCUUGGCCCCAAACCUCACAAAACUGUCAGAGUACCAUACAGGGCCCCUGCUUGCCAGCCAGGCUUGUGGCCUGACACAGACAAGAACGGGCAGCACCAGUGGGGUUGACAACCACAAUAUCGCUCUGGUGGUGGAAAACAUUUACGAUAAGGGAUUGUACAGCUGUGGUUCGGUAGAUAAUGGCGUGUGCCGCCGUCACGUCCUGGAUGACGGCAAUAGCCUAAAAGCUAUUGACGAGGAAGUCUACUGCUUUGCAGACAAAGUGCAGCCAGGCCAGGGCCACCCCAUUGAUGCAGAUGUUGUUGUCAGCCCAUCAGGUUCUCAAGUGCUCAACGUGGAGAGCAAUGUCAUCACAUUUUUUGUUGGGAAUUCUGAGAUUCCUAAGGCAGGAAACAUAUCAGGCAGUGUCUUGCGUCUGCACACCAUCUCACAGCGGAAGAUGAAGACGAGUCAAAAUGGCUUCACUUUUUUUUCUAGCCUUUCAUACAUGGAUCUGAUCCCCUCUCUCCAAGGACACUACUACCUGCGAUACGUUUACUCCUUCCACAGCGGACCCUUCACCUACUUCCUUACGGUGCAGCAAGUGAGCAAGGACACUCAAGCCUACCACACCCGCAUAGUCCGCAUGUGUUCCUCAGACCUCGUGAUUCGGCGCUAUGUGGAAAUGCCCCUGGAGUGCAUCAGCACGAACAAAAGACGCAGACGCACCACUGAAGAAGUGAAGGUGUUCAACAUCCUUCAGGCCGCCCAUGUCACCAAGGUGCGCAACGACGCAGAACUGCAGAAUCAACUAAAAGUGGAAGACAAUGAAGAUGUGCUUUUUGCCGCCUUCGCUCAGGGCCAGCCAGGCUCUCCGGAGCCGACCCCAAAUUCGGCUGUCUGCGCCAUGUCUCUGAAACACAUCAACAACUUGUUCAAGAUGUACAUGCAGAAGUGCAACACCAUUGAUCCGUACCACUUCACUGGCUCGGAAAGGAAGUCCUGCUACAAUAUGACUUCCUCAGACGACUGUGACCCCCACGAAGGAAUCCAUGAGGGAAAGGAGGGCAUGUACCGGCUGCAGGUGACCCAGUUUGUCCAGAGGCUGGAGUACUGGCACAAAGACUUGAAGAACACCUUGGUCACGUCGAUUACAGUGGUUCCAGUCAAUGGUCGCACAGUGGCGUACCUCGGCACAGCAGAUGGACGACAUAUACAGGUACUCUUCUCCAGGUUUACGUCGCCCCAUGUGAACAUCGGCUUGGACUCCAGACCCGUCUCUGCCAGUGUAGUUCUGCCAGACAAGCCGCACUCUGAGGGAGCCUUGCUGAUGGCCACAGGGAACAAGAUCACUAAGAUCCCUUUGAUUGGCCCAGGCUGUGGUCAGCUGACCACGUGUAUAUCUUGUUUGCUGUCAUCCAAAGUGACACAGUGUGGCUGGUGUGAUGGUCGCUGCACCAGAAGGCUUCAGUGUCCCUCCUCCUCUGGCUGGAGUCAGGACAACUGCACACCGGUCAUCACUAAGGUGUUCCCAUCAUCUGGACCAAUCAGGGGUACUACAACCAUAACCAUUUGCGGACGGAACUUCGGCUUCGACAAGACAGAGAACUUCAAACCCUCGAUGGUGAACGUGGAAGUGGCAGGAGCUCAGUGCAAGCUAGUUAGACAGGACAAUGUCCACAGAUGGACUGAGAUGCAGUGUUCCCCGACGUACAGUGGGAACUUCACUCUGUCCAGACACUUGGUGAAGGUCACCAGUGGCCAUGCAGUGGCCAAACUGGAGGGCUUCAAAUUUGUGGACCCUGUGAUCAACGACAUCUUUCCCACAUUUGGUCCAAAGUCUGGUAACACCAUGUUGACUAUCAGAGGAGCCUUUUUGGACACUGGAAACAAACAAGUGGUGACUGUAGGGAAGGCAAGCUGCAAGAUCCAAAGCGUGUCGUUCUCCAUGCUGACCUGUAAGACGCCACCGCACACACACGCCGUCCCCUCGGAGCAGCCGGUGAAGUUGACGGUGGAUACAGUGGAACGCCAGGCGCCCGUGCCUUUCACCUACAACGAGGACCCGGUCAUCAGCAGCAUCCAGCCGCUGCGCUCCUUCGUGAGCGGAGGCUGCACCGUGUCGGCUCAGGGCUCCUACCUCCAGUCCGGCCUGCAGCCUCAGAUGGUUCUCAGGACGGCUCAGGACGCCGCCGUCUUCCACGUGAGCUGUGUGUAUGGUGAAAACCGGACGUCCAUCCAGUGCACCACGCCUUCCCUGGCUAAGCUACCUCUGCAACCGCCGGUGGUCACCAAGGUGGCAUUUGUCCUGGACGGCUACUUGACAGACCAGAAGGACCUGAUCUAUGUGGAGGACCCCCUGUUCCAGGACCCCAAACUGACAUCCAAGGACAACAAGAGCAUCGUGGAGCUCAAAGGCGACCGGAUGGACAGGGAGGCGAUGAAGUGCCAGGUCCUGACCGUUUCUAACCACAGCUGCGAGAGUCUGACGGUGGUCGGAAACAUCCUGGAGUGCACCGUUCCCACCCAGCUGCAUGCCGCCACUGCCAAGGAGCUGCAGGUGGAGUGGCGCCAAGCGGACUCCAUCAGGCAUCUGGGCAAGGUGACACUGGCGCAGGAGCAGGACUACACAGGCCUCAUCGUAGGCUGUGUGUGUGUCAGCCUACUGCUGCUCUUUCUGGGAUCACUGCUGAUGUGGAAGAGGAACAAGCAUAUCGAUGAUCUGUCUGAGGUGUGGUAUGAUGGCCGGGGUCACAUCCAGCAUCUGGACAGGCUGGCUAAUGCAAGGAGCGUCAGCCCCACUAACGAAAUGGUCUCCCACGAAUCAGUCGACUAUAGAACAACCCUGCUGGAGGAUCAGGGUGUUGACAGGCCUGAGACAUGUCGGGCAGCUCCUCCUAUCUACAGAGCCGAUGGGGAGCUGCUGUCUCCCAGACUGGGAACACUGGGAGGGGGGCUGGGCCUGGGCAUGGAAGGCGACCUGGUGUCCCCCUUGUUGAUGGCUCCAGUUCACAUCGAUCCGUCCUGUCUCCACCCGGACCUGCUGACUGAGGUGCAGCAUGUGGUGAUUGCAAGGGAGCAACUGCUGCUUCACGUCAACCAGAUCAUCGGCAGAGGACACUUUGGCUGUGUUUUCCAUGGAACGUUGCUGGAGCCGGAUGGGCAGAAACAGCAUUGUGCUAUCAAGUCGCUAAACCGAAUUACAGACUUGGAAGAGGUUUCCCAGUUUCUGAAGGAGGGUAUCAUUAUGAAGGACUUCAGCCACACCAAUGUUCUCUCUCUGCUGGGCAUCUGCCUUCCACCUGAGGGUUCACCGCUGGUGGUCCUGCCCUAUAUGAAGCAUGGUGACUUGCGCAACUUCAUCCGUGACGAAGUACAUAAUCCAACAGUAAAGGACCUGAUGGGCUUCGGACUGCAGGUUGCCAGGGGGAUGGAGUACCUCGCCAGCAAGAAGUUUGUCCACCGUGACCUGGCUGCCAGAAACUGCAUGCUGGAUGAGAGUUACACAGUAAAGGUGGCAGACUUCGGCCUCGCUAGAGACGUUUACGACAAAGAAUACUACAGCGUCCACAAUAAGAGCGGCGUCAAGCUGCCCGUCAAGUGGAUGGCCCUAGAGAGUCUCCAAACACACAAGUUCACCACCAAGUCAGAUGUGUGGUCGUUUGGAGUCCUGCUGUGGGAACUGAUGACCCGUGGCGCCCCGCCGUACUCUGACGUGAACUCCUUUGAUAUCACCGUGUUCCUCCUGCAGGGCAGGCGGCUGCUGCAGCCAGAGUUCUGCCCAGAUGCUCUCUACACGGUGAUGAUUGAGUGCUGGCAUCCUAAGCCAGAGCGCCGACCUUCCUUCUCCGAGCUGGUGUCCCGCAUCGCCACCAUCUUCUCCAGCUUCAGCGGGGAGCACUACGUCCUCCUCAACACGACGUACGUCAACAUCGAGAAGAUGAGCCCGUACCCCUCCCUUCUUGCCUCCACGUCAUCUUCCUCAGACUCCUCUUCUGAGCCCUGCACCUCCUUGUCCCUGCCCUCCCAGUCCCCGCUCCUCUGCCGCAAGGACCAUGAAUGUUGCACCUGAAACAGGAAGGGAAGUAGUGGGGCCGAUCGUCAACUGAGAGAUGGACUCAGAAAGCAGGGAGCUACUGUCUAUAACUUGCCAAACACUGGACGGUGCGUGUAGAGGACACCAGGGAUUCUUUGGAGCUCUGAGUAAUCAGGAUACUUUUGGAAACCUCAACGUGGCGCAGAGCGAACCUGUUCAGCUCCUACCACAACCUCUCAGUGAGCAUAGCCAUAGACUUUCACAGGACAGAGGAACUCUGUCACAGAGGGGGAAGGGAGGGCAACAACUUUUUGAAUCCACAAAAUGGAAAACAACCUUUUUGUUUUCCACUUAACUGGAAAACAAAAAGGUUGCCUGUGUGAAACACCCAGUUGGCUCCUGGGUUAGUUAAUCAUAUAUCAGAGAAACAACUACAGUUGUUACACUUGAACAAAUGUGGAUGCCCUCUAAGAGAGAAGAAAGACAACAAUGUAAGUUACCUCUUAAAACACUAGAUGGUGGUGAGAUUUUGACAGUCUGCAGGUGGUUAAUGCUUCAAAGGUGUGUUCUUCAAAACAUUCUUGAUUGUUUUCUUCAAGUAAGGAGCGACUGUCCUCAGGAUGUAUUGUUUUUAAUAAGGUGUGCCUUGCAAAAUUACACAGACCCCCUGGGUUCUUUCACCAUGUGUCACAUUGCAACACCACUUCACUAUCCCACUAUGCUCUGGCUGAAUGUUCAGGGUUACUGUUGGAAGGUGAACCUUGACCUGAAUCGCCUGACUGUACUGUAUUUCAGAUUCCCAUCAAAUAUGAGCAGUUUCCCUCUUUUUCCUGAUGGAAAAACAUCUGUAUAGCAUGACAACGCCAUGACCACUUUUCACCAGAGGGUGGUGUGUUAGUUUCCCAUGUCAUCAAAAGCAAAAUUUUGGUCUCAUCUGACCAUGUUUGCUAUCUUCCCUCCAAGAGUAGCAGAAUCAUUUUAUUUGUACUACUUUAAAGACACAGCAAAUUUACAAAUUCACUAAAAUGACUUCCAAAGGCGAUUGAUUGCGCAAGUGGGUUAAAAAUACAUGUCAGAUUUUAUUUGGGCAACUUUUUUUUAAUUUUUUACGUUUGUUAUAACAGUCGCUAUGUUCUGAGCAGAGAAUAUGAGACAGAUAAUCUGAAAAAAAUCAAGCUCCUCUAUCUUCUCCCUGUGGUCCUAGUGCCAUUUGCAGAAAUGUAGCACGCCCAGUCAGAAACAACCAAUCAGAGCCAGGAGGAGGGUCCUUAGCAUCGUAAGUCACACUCAAUGUUGUUCAAGCUCAAGAUUGCCGGUGUGCAGCUGCAGCUGUGUUAAUGGUGGGGAAAGACUAUAACAUAACAGGAAUUUACUCCUAAUUUCUUGAGGCGUCAGCUUGCUCCACUGUGGGGGAGGAGCCAGCAAGAUGGGCUUGUUCAAAUUUUCCCCAAUGUUCUCAGAACUCCCUUGUGUAGCCAUGUAUUACUUUCAUUCUGCUUCAUCAACACAAACUACCUUGUACUGGUCUUCAAAAUAAAAAUCCCUGUAAAUUACACCGAUCUUUGCAAUUGUAAUGAGACAAAAUGUAGGAAAAGUCCAGAGGGUGUGAACACUUUUCAGAGGGGAUUGCGGUAGUUUCACUGAACUGAUCACAAAUGGGCAUAAGCUUGUAAACCACUCAGUGAUCAAUGUUAUGUUAACGAUUGUUUCAUGUAGCAGUUUCUUUGGGUCUGGCUGCCAGUGCAUUUGGACAUGGACACAUGUUUGAUCUGAUGAGAAAAAAAAAUUCCGUACUAUAUUUUUGUAUAUGACUAAAUUAGCCUCUUCAAUUAAACACGUUCCAAUGGAAAGAGCAUUAUAAACCAGUUGAACAACCUUUUUUAGUUUUGAUAAAUCACUGCCAUUUUGUAGAUAAUAAAGCAGAGCACAGUUCAGAGGAUGUUUGUUUGGCCUCUGGCUGUUUUUGCCAGAUCACAUUAAAAGAACAGAACGAUGGAGGAGAAAAAGAACAAGACCUUCCUCCUGUUACAGAAAGACUGCCGUCUCCUCGAUCACGUUCUCUACCAUGUUGUUGACGUUUAACACUCAUUGUUGUACAGUAUGUGUGCAUAUCAUUUUGUUUUGUCUCUAAAAAUUAUUGAAGGUACAUGUUCCUACAUGAUGUAUAAUAAACCUUGUAAGGGUAAUAAAGCUAUGAUUUAAAUGUUUCUUUUU